CUCCAGUUGAAAUUUUGCCUUUAGAAACAGCAAAAAGAGAAGAAACAGAAGCAAAGCUGUGAUAUCGAAGCAGACACUGGAGCCUGGAAUAUAACAAAAUGUUCAUGGUUGGUACUAAGAAAUCUGCUUGCGUGUUACCUAUGGGUGCUCGUUUUAUUUCUUCAAAGAGAUAUGAUCAAUACAGCUCUUAGUCAAGAAUUGGAAAUCAGUAAAAGAAAAAAGGAUUUGGGAAGAAUAGAUGCCAAUUUCCAUGCUGAUUUUCGAGAAAAAACAGUUUAUGAUCCAUUUGAUUUUUCUAUGGCUAAACUAAAACUAACAAGAAAAUUUCAAAAAAGAAGCAUGCAAUCUGAAGAGAUUCCAAAAGAACACAGAAAUUAUAGAUCAGUAAAAAAACAAAAGGAUAAAUUUAUUCGCUACCAAAUUGAUCCAUCAAAAUUAGUGGUUUUUCCAACUAUUUUAACCGAAUAUCUUUCUCCAACUGGCCAAAUUAACCAUCUUGAUUCCUGUGUUGGUUUAUCUGCUAAAUCUCAUAAAAGAUUAGUAAAAGCUAUAAAAAGAGCAAGAAACUUGGGUAUUUUAUCACCCAUUGCUAGGGAUCUUUAUUUUAAACAAUUGAAUUAAUUUUGAAUGUGUUUUGUCAUGUAUUUUUCUACUUAUUUUAUAUUUUAUAAAUAUGUAAAUUAUUGAUUUUAUUCUAUUCUGUUUUAUUCUGCUUUGCAAUGCUCAAAUUGGUUCCAUCUAGCUAAUUUCUUUGUACAAAAUUUUUUAAUUGA
Ascoidea rubescens DSM 1968 is the source of this 773-nucleotide messenger RNA. RefSeq names its product mitochondrial 37S ribosomal protein bS18m RSM18 (gene RSM18). The record is from RefSeq and is a predicted model, not a curated record. Gene Ontology annotation, molecular function: structural constituent of ribosome. The transcript is spliced from 2 exons. Gene Ontology annotation, biological process: translation. Bases 172 to 621 code for a protein of 149 amino acids. Gene Ontology annotation, cellular component: ribosome. Lineage: Eukaryota; Fungi; Ascomycota; Saccharomycetes; Ascoideales; Ascoideaceae.